Molecule: messenger RNA, 948 nt
Organism: Aspergillus thermomutatus
Lineage: Eukaryota; Fungi; Ascomycota; Eurotiomycetes; Eurotiales; Aspergillaceae
Exons: 3
Coding region: 1-948 (315 amino acids)
Source: RefSeq, a predicted model, not a curated record
AUGAUGGCUCGUAUUAUUAGUCUCUUGGCAGCAGCCUCUGAAGUCAUUCCCGAAUACGAAGGCGCCGAUCCCAACAAAGGUGUUCUUGCCAGUGUGCUGCGUCCUGCAACUUCAAUGGCAAAUCCGUCCCAUGGUUUCGCCCUCGUCACUCCCGCCUCGAGGGGCCUGGGCUUCGCACUCGCACGACGUAUCUUAUCCCACACAGAGAUUCCGGUCGUUGCAACAGCGCGGAAGGGCUGCGAUGAGGUUCGACAUCGCCUGUUGGACGGACUGGCUGCGUCUAGAGAAGCCGCCGACAGACUGCGGGUCCUCCCCGUCGACGUGACUGAUGAGUCGACUAUCGAGUCGAUGGCUGCGGAACUUCACCAGACGUUUCCUAACUCACCGCUUCGCCUGGCCCUGACGGUUCCCGGGGUGCUUCAUGUCGAAAAGUCGCCGGCCCAAAUUGACGGAGCGAAUACACUGCACAGCUUCCAGGUCAAUGCUGUUGGUCAGUUACUGUUGAUGAAGCAUUUGGCCACUUUUCUUCCUACUAAAUCCAGCUCACCAUUUCCGGUAAGCGAAUCCCACCCGGCAAACGAUGAAAGCAGACUCAAGCUUCCGUCGCACGCAAUCUAUGCCGUGAUGGCGGCCCGAGUGGGUUCCAUCUCGGACAACGGCACCGGAGGCUGGUAUUCAUAUCGCGCCAGCAAGGCAGCUGUGUUCCAAUUGGCCAAGACGUUUGAUCUUCACUUGCGUACGCGGAGUCGUGAUCGCGCUUUGGCCGUCGCGUUGCAUCCUGGCACGGUACGGACGGAUUUUACCCAGGCUUACUGGGGAAGUCGGGACAUGUUGGAGCCGGAUGAGGCAGCUCAAAAGCUCUUGCAGAUCAUCACCGAGAUGCUACCUGGUAACGAGGAUGGACGAGGAAGGUGUUGGGACUGGAAGGGAAAGGAGGUUCUGCCUUAG